Molecule: messenger RNA, 4154 nt
Organism: Musa acuminata AAA Group (dessert banana)
Lineage: Eukaryota; Viridiplantae; Streptophyta; Magnoliopsida; Zingiberales; Musaceae
Exons: 3
Coding region: 197-1393 (398 amino acids)
Source: RefSeq, a predicted model, not a curated record
AAAGCGGCAUUGUCGGCGAAAGUAUGUAUUACUUUUGUAUAAAAUGUAAUGUUCGGUGGGGCUAAUUGUAAAGUUGGACACCGUUUCGGGCGGCGAGGAAACCAAACCACGUGACCGGGAGAAAUAAAGCAUGCGAUCCUUUAUUGCCGAGUAGAUCGCCGACUCUUUGCCCCCUCCAUGAUCGCCGGUUGGCCCGAUGCCGAACCCGUGGAAGAAGUUCCGGGCGGGCGGUGGCGGCGGCGGGGGCGGCGGAGUGUCCCGGCUCCUCGCCGAACUCCGGCCUCCCGAGCGAGGUGGCUCGCUCGUCGUCCAGACCGGCUUCCCGACCUCCCUCGCCGACCUCGUCGUCAAGAACCGCGGCCGCUUGAAGAAGCCCUCGCGGAAGAAGAAGCUGCCUCCGUCCGACCUCGACUCCUCCGCUUCUGGUCCCGUCGCAACCCCCGUCGUAGCGACACCGUCGGACGAUGGAGCUCGACCCGGCGCCGCCUUUGUAAACCGCCCCGUUCCGGUAACUGAGGAUGGCUGCUCGUCGUCGCUCAUUUCUACUGAGACGGAUAGGAAGAGGUUAAAGACAGGGUUGGGGUUUCUUUUGGCAAUGAUGUCGGUUUUGGUGCUUCUGGCUAUCGAAAGAAAGAAGCUUGUCGUGGGGAUCACAGUCUCCGCCUUUGCACUUCGGCUGCUUGAUUCCAUGAGCUUUCAAAUGCUUGGAUUCUUGAAGCCGUGUCCGGAGGCACAGAGCAGAUUGAAUUCGGUCGUCGUCGGGGGAUGGGAUUUAGAAGGGAGAGGAGUGGUCUCCCCUAUUAGGGAAGUUGGCAUCAGUAGCUCUUCGGAUACAGUAAGAUCAGAAAGGAACUCGGUGGAAUCGAUUGAUUUGGAUCCGAGGAGGGAGGCUUUGUUGGAAAGGAGGGAUCUUGUCGGAGCUGGGAAGGCUUGCCAUGAGCAUGAUCAUCGUUCGAAGGGUAAUUCGAAGGUGAAGAAGCUUUUCAGGAAGUUCGUUCCGAAGAAAUUUCGCCGACGAAGUGACAAGAAGAACGCGGAAGAGCUGAUUUCUGAUUUGAGUAGAAGAGGAGCCUCUGAUGGCAUUACAGAAAUAGAAGAAGAAGAAGCAGUCAAUGGAGAUGAUGAUAGUCAUGCAGUGCUCGGUAGUGGAGAUGUUCUAAGCAUCAAUGCCUUCAACAAGGUGACUGAUCAUGAUAGAAAGGAUGUGGAAUUUAGUCGAGAAAACUUGUGUGAAUCUAAAUCAGGGAGCUUGCAUCAAUUGUGUUUUUGUGCAGUUGUCCUUUUGGGACUUCUGGGUGGCAAGAGUGUAGCCCUUGUUCUAACCGUGUCAUGGUUUCUAUUUCACAAGUCAAUCAAGACCCUGUGGAGGAAAGGAACGGAUUUGUUUGUUUGAUUGUACAAAAAAAAUUUUGGUUUCCCAAGUGAUGGAGCUUUUUGUGUAUCGCCUUACUCCGGAUGUUCGUGUUGGUCGUUCGAGUAAGUGAACAAAUAUAUGGUAAAGGUGAAAUGAAAUUAUAGAUGUUUGUUACGACUAAUUCUAGCUGCUUUCCUUUUUCUGGUUUUAGUUCCUUUGGAAAUUUGCUACAUUUCAUUACUUUAUAUAUUCUUUUGAUCAUUGAUUCUGAAGUGCAAGAACCUUUCCUUUGAAUAAUUAACAUUUUUACAGCCUAUUUUUAGAUUUUAUGCUUUUUGGUUUUAAAGCCAAACAUCUUUGACUCUGUUUCUAGAUGAUAAUUGUCGGAAAGUUUCUCUCUUGCAUCUUACUUAUGUUCUCUUCUCAAUGUUUCAGUAAUUAAGGAAAAAAAAGCUCCUAAUAAUCUUGAAUGGAUUAACUUGGUAUCCACUUACCAUAAUUAUCGUCCUAUUAGUAAAUAUAUAUGUGUAUUAAUGAUGCAAAGAGGAUGCUUCCUAUGAACUAGGUUCUUUUUCCCACCUAUUAAUGAGUGACUAGGUCUUCUUACAGAAGAUACUUCUAGAAUCAAAUUAGUCACAUUUUAAAGCAUCAAGUCAGUAGUUGAGAAUGUUAUAUAUCUUCGUCUCCAGCAAAACCAUGGUGUAGUGACCAUACCGAUGGUAUUUACUGGUUCAAGCCAGCAGGCUGGUCGGGGGUUAUAGUGAUGCAAAAGUGUUGGUAGCAUACAUUGAUCUAUUUUUUUAAUUCUUGCAAUGGACAAUUUUAAUAUCUGAACCAGUCUGACACUCAUAAAAUAGAACCGGUCAAACAUUUUGAGACCCUUGAACGGUGAAAACAGCCAUCAGUGGGACCUCGAUGAUAUGCAGGGAGGAUGUUAUGUUUAUAUAUCUUAAUAUCUGUUUGUAUGGAUCCCACCUACCACCUUCUUUCUUGUUUUCCUUUGUCUGUUUGUACCGAUGUACCAUAUCAGUUUGUGACCUCGCCACUAGACCUGGCUUUACUCAAGUUUUAGGACCUUGAUGCUAUUAUAGUUUCAAGUGCAGAAAGAAAGAUGAAACUUGAUGAUGGUGUAUCUGUUGGAUGCUUAUAUUUGUAAAUCUGAAGAAGUACAGUAUAAUCAUAAGAUAAUAGUCAUCAAGUCGCAUUUGAUGGUCAAUUUUGUGAGAGAUACAUGUGACGGUCAGCCAUGAUGUAGCUACACAUUCUCUUGGCCACAUUCCACUGCUCUAGAAAAUUAUAUUAAACUAAGUACUAUUAUUGAUGAAUCUUUCCAGUUAAGUUCCAUUUAGAUUAUUUUUUUGAUCUGGCUCUCUCCAUGUUUCUUUCUGAUCUUUUAAUCAAAUAACUAAACAGAUUGGCUGAUCUGUACUUUAUUAUGCUUGUUCACUCAGAAUCUACAAUAACUAAAUUAAGAACUCAUUUGAUAACAUAUAUUGACUGCUUGAAGUCAACCUAAAAAAUUCACAAAAGGGUACUGAUUUUACUCCCUUGAACACAUCUUCUACAGGUUAACCUUAAAGUUCUUGAUUCUCAAACUUAACCCGAUAAUGCCAUUGCAAGCAGAGAUAUGCUAGAUAGCUUGUUUCUAUAUGGUUUUACCGCAUUUCUUGCUUCUUACUGAGUGACUCUCAUUUUUAUUCUUUUGGGGUGCUGGUGCUGGUCCGUAACAUGCCCUGUGAUUGGAUCUGCUACUGGAAAUAUCUCCGGAAUUCCAAAGUUGUGAAAGGUUAUGCAAACAUUGGCCGAGAAAGGACAAGUUCUAUUCAAGGAUGCCAUGUUAAGGACCAAAACUUGUUUAUGGCUUGAUCUUUCCUGUAGGUACUCUUCACCAUUCCAGGAUUUCUCUUGAGAUUUCAGUGCUCUCCAGAUAUGCCGAUGCUCCAAUUCAGUCAAACGAGGUGUGCAAUGCUAUGGUUUUCCGGUGCUGCUUCUCUGGUUAUUUGCAACUUUCUUGCAAGGGCUGCAUCUUGAACAUAGAAGCUUCUUUCAUCUUCCUCUUUGAUACCACAUGGUCUCACUCAUAGUCAUAUGAACAAAGUGGCUAUUCCAAACUUCAGCAACUCGUGCACUACAAGGAGAUCUGUGAUGACACCUAAGCUAUCAAACUGCUUGUUGCUGGAUCUAUGACCUGAACUCAUGUCACUUGAUGGCAUCCAAAUUAAUGUGGAUUCUCUAAGCCAGGCAAAGGCUGAAAGAGGAAAAGGCCUCAGUUCCUCAUGCACUGUUCAGGAAAUAAGUAUCUAUAGAUACAGGGAGAUCUGUGAUGACUUCUAAGGUAUCAACCUGACCUGCUUGUUGUCAUGAUCUAUGGCCUCAACUCAUGUCACUCGAUGGCAUUAAAUUAAUUUGGAUUCCCUCAGCCAGACAAAGACUGAAAGAGUUUAAAGGCUUCAGUAAUUCUGCACUGUUCAGGACACAACAAAGAUAUAUGGUCUCAGAGAUCUGUGAUGGCAUCCAAGACAUCAGAUUGCUUGUCAUGAUCUGUAACCUCAGCUCAUGUCACUUGGUGCCAUCAAAAUAAUCUAGAUUUCCUGAGGUAGGCAAGAACAGUAAAAUUGUACUGAUGCUUCAAAUGUUUUUGGAGUCUGAUGAGAAAACUGAAGUGUGGCAGGAAGACCUAUGCCUGAGCCUUUUGUCUAGUUUCCCAUGGAAUGGAGUUCUGCUAAUCUAAGAUUAUUGAGUCAUGAAAAUAUCCUCUUUAAAUAUUUAAAAAUAAAAUUAUGUACAUAAAUAUUUUUCA